UAAUAAACAUGCAUUUCACAAUAAAAUCCUAAAUUACAUAACAUACAAAUAUCAGAAGGUAAUAUUUAGUUGAUUUUUGGAACAGUACUGAACAUUCGUGUUCAUUCAGUCGUCCCUCUGUCAGCCGUUUCGCGUUUGCGCUACUUACAGCGGAUGACAUCGAUAUGUCAAUACGUAUAAAGUAUAAGAUCUUGUACAGUGUAUAAUGUUGUAGAAAUACAAGAAGAUACACAGAAAAUAAUCAUAAUUACGAUAGUGGUUAGGUUAUGAAAAAGUCGAACAAAUACUGGACAGGUGUGGGUAACAUUUCAACAGUGUGUUUGUCUGAGGUAAAGAGGGACCGUGAGGACCUCGAAGACAAUCUUCCGACUUUUUACAUGAAGGAACAAGAUAUUCCUGAGUAUCUGGAAGGCUGUGGUUUAACCACCUGUACAGCCGGUGACAUGCCUGAAGACGUGGACGUCCUACGGGACAAUAAAGAGCAUACAAAGGAAAAAAAAUUAUCCUCUGCGUCCAUAGCUGGUCCCGAUACGAAAAAAACAGUAACUGUCAAACAUCCCGAAUCAAAUAAACCGAAACCAACCACGAAAAAAGGCAAACCGAUACAAGCUGAUCUAGAUGUGUCCAAAGAAUUUACAAGAUGUAGAGAAGAAUGUGUAAAACGGCUGGAUUUAAGUAAAUCCAGUAUCACUAAUUUACCUAGUACCGUGCGAGACUUGACGCACUUGGUUGAGUUUUAUCUUUACGGUAACAAACUCGUAACAUUACCGCCAGAAAUUGGUUGCCUCGCAAAUUUAGAAACAUUGGCAUUGAGUGAAAAUUCUCUGACAAGUUUGCCAAAUACAUUAGAAAAUCUAAAGUCUUUAAGGGUUCUUGACCUAAGGCAUAAUAAGCUGAGUGAAAUACCUGAUGUUGUUUAUAAAUUAACAAGUCUUACUACAUUAUUUUUACGCUUCAAUCGAGUAAGAUACGUAAGUGACAACAUACGAAAUUUGACAAAUUUAACAAUGUUGAGUUUGAGAGAAAAUAAAAUCAAGGAACUUCCUGCUGGUAUUGGCAAGUUAGUUAACUUAAUAACAUUUGAUGUAUCCCAUAAUCAUUUAGAGCAUUUACCUGAAGAAAUUGGAAACUGUAUCCAAUUGUCUACACUUGACUUGCAACACAACGAGCUUCUGGAUAUUCCAGAUACAAUUGGAAAUCUAGUUUCAUUAACAAGAUUAGGACUUAGAUAUAAUAGAUUAACUAAUAUUCCAAAAUCACUAGCAAACUGUAAACUGAUGGAUGAGUUUAGUGUUGAAGGAAAUCAAGUGUCUCAAUUACCGGAUGGACUGCUUGCAAGCCUCUCUGACUUAACAACAAUUACAUUAUCCAGAAAUGCUUUCACUUCAUAUCCAUCAGGGGGACCAGCCCAGUUUACAAAUGUUUAUUCUAUUAAUCUUGAACAUAACAAAAUAGAUAAAAUACCAUAUGGUAUUUUCUCUAGAGCAAAGAACCUGACAAAAUUAAACAUGAAAGAGAAUCAGUUAACUGCUUUACCUUUAGAUAUUGGUACAUGGGUCAAUAUGGUUGAGUUAAAUUUGGGUACAAAUCAACUUACAAAAAUUCCAGAUGAUAUUCAAUGCCUUCAAAGUCUAGAAAUUUUAAUACUUUCAAAUAACUUAUUAAAACGUAUUCCUGCCAGUAUAGCAAAUUUACGUAAACUUAGAGUUUUGGAUCUUGAAGAGAAUAAAAUUGAGUCUUUACCUAAUGAAAUUGGUUUCCUAAGAGAUUUGCAAAAAUUAAUUUUGCAAUCAAAUCAGGUAACUUCUUUACCUAGAGCAAUUGGUCAUUUAACAAAUUUAACUUAUUUGAGUGUAGGGGAAAAUAACCUGAACUACUUACCCGAGGAAAUUGGUACAUUAGAAAAUUUAGAUUCACUUUAUGUAAAUGAUAAUGCAAACUUACACAAUUUACCAUUUGAAUUAGCUCUAUGCACAAAUCUCAGUAUUAUGUCAAUUGAAAAUUGUCCACUUUCUCAAAUACCACCAGAAAUAGUUGCGGGUGGUCCUUCUUUAGUAAUUCAGUUUUUAAAAAUGCAAGGACCUUAUCGAUCCAUGUAACAAAAUUAGGAAGUUAUCUCUUGUAUUGACUUAGAUGUCGAUUCUUAAUGAGAGUGAUACAGAAAUAAAUAAUAUUUGAUACAAAUAUUUAUUAACUUAAAUUCUCACUGUAAUGAUCUCACAUCAAUAUAAAAUAUAUGAAUAUUAUCAAUAUAAUGUAUGAAAAUGUGCAUAUAUUUAUAUUCUCAUAAAUUGAAUGAUGAAUAAUCAUAUAUCUGCGAUACAUUUUCAACAUGAGGAAAGAAACAUAUGUAUAGAUAUAUUAUGAAAUUGGUGCUGAGUUGAAAAUAUGCACAGCAAAUAGUAGAACUACAAGAGAGUGGAAUUAUAAUAAGAUAUUUUAGAUACAGUAAAGACAUAAAUUAUACUGAAAUUUUAUUAAUAUGGUAUACAUACAUACAUAUACAUACACAUAGUUUAUAAUACUUUACCCAUCAACAUUUUUUUAUGUAUAUUUUUUAGUAAUAUAUAAUGUAAUGUAAUAUAUUUUAAUUUGCAUGUAAUGUGCUUUGUUACUAUUUUACAUUAUGAUAUGUAUUCUAAUUAUAAUUUCAAAAAUUAAUAUCUAGCAUUUAGAUAUGCCAUAACAAACUUAUUAAGUUUACAGGUUUAAUACACACAGUUACCUGAAAAUACUAUUCUUAGGUACAUAAUUAUUAUUUUAACAAUUGUCUUAGUUACAAAAGAGUGAGAUAACAUUAUCAAUUAGAGAAAGUAUAAAAUUAAGAAUCGGCAUCCAUGCCUUUAUAUUUUAGUUAUUACUGUUUGUUGCUAUAUAAAGAAAAUCUUUUGGUGACAAAAUUACAAUAAUAAUAAGCUAUAUUAUAGUAUAAAGCUUGUGUAUAAUUAGUUACUUUAUGUUAUAUCAGGUUAUCAGUUGUAGAAAGAGCUUCAGUUAUAAGUAAUUAAAAAAAAAAAUUGCUCUUCCAAAAUACAAAAUCUAGUUAUGUAUAUAAUUUAACAAACUAUAAUGAAUGGUGUAUUAUUUUUUUAUUUCUAAGACUAAAUAUAAACAAAUUUAAUUAUAAAAU
Molecule: messenger RNA, 3130 nt
Organism: Osmia lignaria (orchard mason bee)
Lineage: Eukaryota; Metazoa; Arthropoda; Insecta; Hymenoptera; Megachilidae
Product: leucine-rich repeat protein soc-2 homolog
Cellular component (GO): cytoplasm
Molecular function (GO): protein binding
Source: RefSeq, a predicted model, not a curated record